AUGUCUUUAAGCUAUGAAGAGUUUAAAGAUGCUACUCGGGUGUUCGCUCGAAGUGAAGCUACCGAUUCUAGUGGGUGUGUGAUUUGUACUGAUCCAGAUACUACGUGUCCUAAAUGUAAGGAUGAUGAGGAGUGUGUUCAGCUAUCACAAACUUGUGAUGCAUGUCCAAGAUCAGUUUGUCAGAAGAAAGAUGGGGAGAGUUCAAGCAAGUCUACUCCGGUUGGAGGAAUCGUUGGAGGGGUGAUUGGUGGUUUGGCUGUAUUGGGGUUGAUUGGUGGGUUUUUAUACUACCGAUAUGUCUAUAGAAAGAAACACCCAGUGUCUUUGGAUGAUGAAGAUAUGGCGAUGAGUGAAUAUGACUAUGACUAUGACUACGAUUAUGAUGAUACUUCUAGUGGUAAGCAGAUGCACCAUUACGAACAAAAGCUUGACGAACAUAUGUCUCCUAAUCAAAAUGGGACUGAUACUACUUCCACAGCAGGUGGAGGAAGCGCAGGAGGAGUUGGUGGUGCUGCCGGGGCAGUAGGUGGUGUUGGUGGUGUUGCAGGCAGUGGUGUUGCUAAUGGUAAUAAUGAAUCAGGAGAUUUGGAAAAACAGAUACCCGCUCAACAAGUAAAUCAACAGACAUUCAAUCAACAACAGCGUCGUCCACCAGCGUCUAGAUCUGCACAAGCAGCUGCUCGUCGUAAUAGAUCCAAUCGUAGAUUGUCAAGUUAUGAAUCAUUUACUCGUCCAAAAGUUAAAUACGAAACCAGAGACCGCCGUUAUAAUAAUUCGGUCAGAGGUCACCGAGGAGGUAGAAGAGGCGGUAGAGGAGGUGGAGCAAGAGGAAUGAGUACCAAUCAACCAAAUGUGAGUAAUGUUUAUUUGGAUCCACAAUCCAAUAACAGAAAUUCGGUUGCAACCUCAAUUUCCACAACCAAUGCAUCAAACAUUCUACCAAUUGCUUAUAUUCCAGGGGUCACCGUGCGUCCAACCAGAAAUAACACCAGAUCAGUCUAUUCAUAUGAAACCGAAUCGAUAUUUAGUGAUUUGAAUACAAUUGAAAACGCCUCGAUCAUCGGUGAUGUGAUGAGGGCCAAUAAUCAUAAUCCUAACGACCAAAAUAAUAAUAAUAAUUCCAAUGCAGAGGAACAAAAUAAACCCAAGGACUCGACCAUGACUGCCAUAAAGGCCCAACCAAGAUUGGUCAACGUUGAUCGUAUUGAAGAAGAAGAAGAAGAAGAAGAAGAGGAAGAGGAAGAUGAAGAUACCGAUAAUGACGAAGAAAGUUAUACUAAAUCUAGUAACGAUUUAGAGUCUCGCAAUACAAAUAAUGAUACAUUGAUCAAUACCAGUCACGAGGGCUCCCGUAUUGAUUUGAAACUAAACAUCCAGAACGUCGAUGGGGAUCAAACAUUACCUGAAGAGGAUGAAAGUGACGAUAGUGAUGUGGACUCUGACAUUGGUGAGAUUACUCGUGCCACCAGUGUACGCAGAAACAAUACCAUCACUACCAACAACUCCAAUACCAAGAAUAACGUGUCUGACCGGAGAUUGGUUAUCAACAACGACGACGAUGCGUUUGUCAAGCCCCUGAUACCCAGAAAUGACGACGACAACAGUUUACAAGGAUCAAAUAACGGAUCAUUCAUCUUGGACGUUGAAAUCGACAAUAAAGAUGAAAAAAAAAGACCCCAGAGUGAUGACAGCGGUGAAAAGAGCCCGUUUGACGAUCCUGAAUAA
This is a messenger RNA of Hyphopichia burtonii NRRL Y-1933, 1725 nucleotides long. RefSeq names its product Opy2p (gene OPY2). Bases 1 to 1725 code for a protein of 574 amino acids. The record is from RefSeq and is a predicted model, not a curated record. Lineage: Eukaryota; Fungi; Ascomycota; Pichiomycetes; Serinales; Debaryomycetaceae. The transcript has a single exon.